Molecule: messenger RNA, 959 nt
Organism: Gastrolobium bilobum
Lineage: Eukaryota; Viridiplantae; Streptophyta; Magnoliopsida; Fabales; Fabaceae
Product: succinate dehydrogenase assembly factor 1, mitochondrial-like
Exons: 4
Coding region: 453-737 (94 amino acids)
Biological process (GO): mitochondrial respiratory chain complex II assembly
Cellular component (GO): mitochondrion
Source: RefSeq, a predicted model, not a curated record
GACAGAAUGAUAACACAUCACACACAGACUCAUCCCACUUCCCAGCCCUAGGUCCCCCACCCUGCCACUGCCACCCACACCGACGGCGCCGAUUUCCUUCCACCGUUCUCUCUUCCUUUCACCGUCAAUUCUCUACUUAUCUCUUCCACCGAUUUCCUUCCUCUUCCAGUCUUCCGCAACACACACCGACGGAGACGACUUGAAGUUUGGAUUUUGAUGGCUAGGCAUGUUUCAGUCCAUACAAGAUUUAUUUAUUUCAAAGAGGGCAAGGCAUUGGUGACUUCAUCUUGGAAAGCUGUUUCUUCCAAGACACGGAUCAUCAAUGUCAGAUGAAUUGGAUUUGAAGACCAAAAUCUCAUCUUCAUCAUUGCCUGGAUUUCGAUCCUAAGCAAUUCAGAUUGGUUCGCUCCUUCUGAGAAUUCACUCUGAAAACUCGUAUAUUACUUGACACAAUGGGAGCUUCCAGAGGUCAAAGGCUUUCUGGGAUGCAGAAGCAAGUACUUAGCUUGUACAGAGGGUUUCUGCGAGUAGCACGUUCCAAAUCUGAUGAUGAACGACGCAACAUAGAGUCAAUAGUAUCACAAGAGUUUCGCCGUAAUUCCGUGGAAGUAGAUCGGAAAAACUUUCUCUACAUGGAGUACUUACUUCGCCGUGGCAACAAGCAGCUUGAUCAGCUUAGGAACCCUGGUACCACUGGGUUAACUUCAUUACAAGUUGAUUUGUCCAAAAACGAUUAGAAUACUAACCCUUCAACUAAGCGCUAUUUUGACGCAGAUAUUCAUAAUUCAAAAUGAAUUGAAUAUUGAGUUGCUCAAAUUUUUAUAUAUACAUUAAGAAAUAAGAUGUAUACUGCAGACCCCAUUUGAUUAUGUGUUUUAAGGACAUCCAUUUCGAUUCUCACACACAAAUUUCUCCGUAUUCCGGAGCUGUAAGAAUUCAUUUAUGUUUGGAUCAAGGCU